Sphaerulina musiva SO2202 is the source of this 2165-nucleotide messenger RNA. Its product is annotated as DEAD-domain-containing protein. Gene Ontology annotation, cellular component: 90S preribosome. Gene Ontology annotation, molecular function: ATP binding; nucleic acid binding; RNA helicase activity. The record is from RefSeq and is a predicted model, not a curated record. Gene Ontology annotation, biological process: maturation of SSU-rRNA. Bases 33 to 2153 code for a protein of 706 amino acids. Lineage: Eukaryota; Fungi; Ascomycota; Dothideomycetes; Mycosphaerellales; Mycosphaerellaceae. The transcript has a single exon.
CUCGCGCUGCUCGUCACAACGGACGACGCCUUAUGGAUCCUCUCAAGCUGCUGUCUCGGUCGACUAAGCGCUCGAAAAGCGCGCCUCUUCAGCGAACUACUCCUUCCAGUGGCCAAAAUGUACAGCCGCAACUUUUUCCAUCAUCGAUAGAGGCGGUCACGUCCAGCUCGAGAAAGCGCAAGCGAGUGCAGGAGCCGACGGAGACGCCAACAGAGCUGGACUUCUUUGGUGGUGGGCAAUCCAAGCUCGCUCGCAAGGGUGGUGACGAGCAAGUGUCGCACGAGAAGGAGACGGGCGCAGACGUGGCUGGACAAGCGGACAACGCACGUGUUGGUGUGUCGCAUGGCUCUGUGCCUGAUCUUUCGACGGACGAGUGCAAAGGUGUAUUGCGACAGCAUAAGGUGAAAGUCACUUGGCUCAACCCACCUGCUCUCGCGAAGAAGGGUCGCUCGAAGGGCAAGGAGAAGAAGAAGGUUAAGCCAGAGAAGGUGGACAAGGUGCCAUUGUUUCCACAGCCUCUACAAUCAUUUUCGGAGCUGCGUGUCAAGUAUGGCAUCUCGACAAGAGUGGCAAACAACGUCGAGGAUCAAGGCUAUGCAACACCAACGGAGGUACAGCUAGGCGCAAUCCCACUUCUCCUGGGGCCGCCGAGCUCUCUAUUGUCUAGUGAAGCUUCUUUACCGGCAGAUAGUCAUAAGAACAUUGAUCUGUUGACCGUGGCACCUACUGGCAGUGGCAAGACCCUUGCGUUCGCUAUACCACUGAUUCACCAUCUUUCGCAAACAAGACGAGAGACGAAAGAUGCGCCGAAGACCAUAUCUGCCAUCAUCCUUGCUCCCACCAAAGAGCUCGCAAGUCAGAUUGUGAAUGAAUGCAAAAAGCUUGCCCAGAACACGGGUCUACGUGUGACGCAAGUACGAAAAGGCAUGAAGCUAGGAUUACCAACUGCUGCGCCUGGAAGCGAUAGUGAGAAUGAACAAUCGGACCAGUUGUCAAUUCAAAGCGGGACUGUUGUCAAAUCCGACAUUUUGGUGUCCACGCCCGGUGUGCUGGCUAGCAUGUUGCAAGAUGCGCAUCGGGACAGCUGCAGCGCACUAUCUGAGGUGAGAUAUCUGAUACUAGACGAGGCAGACGUGUUGCUAGAUCCACUGUUCCGAGAACAGACUCUGUCCAUAUGGAACAGGUUGCCACGGAAGAAUCUGCGCGCAAGCCUUUGGUCUGCGACGAUGGGCAGCAAUAUCGAAGAGCUGGCUCGAUCAGUGAUGCGCGAAAGAUGGAUUCGACUGAAUCAAGAUGAGACUGCUGAAGCACCUCUCAUUAGACUGGUGGUCGGUCUUAAGGACUCAGCAGUGCCAAAUAUUGAACACAAACUUGUGUACGCAGCCUCGGAGCAAGGAAAACUAAUGGGUUUGCGAAACCUCUUGCACCCGGCCACCACUUCAGCUGAUUCAGGGCCUCCAUUACUACCGCCGUUCCUUGUAUUCACACAGACGAUCGAGCGAGCCAUUGCCCUACACUCGGAACUGCUCUACGAUAUACCUGCCGAGGCUGGUGGGAUCAGUAGAAUAGCGGUUUUGCACUCGGACCUCUCUGACACAGCACGCGACAGUGUUAUGACCAAAUUCCGCAAGGGGGAAGUCUGGGUUCUCAUUACGACGGAUUUGCUUUCUCGGGGCGUCGACUUCCGAGGCGUCAAUGGCGUUGUGAACUACGACAUACCCACAUCCAGUGCAGCAUAUAUCCAUCGUGUGGGUCGUACUGGUCGCGCGGGACGCGAGGGCGGCGUGGCAGUGACGUUCUUCAGCCAGGAAGAUAUUGCAUAUAUGAAGCCGAUUGCGAAUGUCGUCGCCACAGCACACAAGCAGAAAGGCGUAGCAGAUCAAGGCUUGCAGACGUGGCUCCUUGACGCUUUGCCUGACUUGAAUAAAAAGGACAAGCAGAAUCUCAAGAAGCACGGAGUUGAGGCAAGAACAGCAAGGGGUUUGAACAAAGACCCAAAGGCAGCUCGCAGAGCGAAGAUUAGCACAAAAGCAGGCUUCAUCCGCCGAGAGGAGAACAAGAAGAAAGGCGCGAUACUCGGGAGUCGAAGACGAGAAGCAGCAGCAGCAGCUGAGGCUGGAGGAGAAGACACAGGCUUUGAUGGUUUCGAGUGAGAUACUACUACC